UUUGCUGUUAUUUUGGGGCUAUUUGUGGGGCGAAUUGGGAGCUCGUACAUUGCUUUGGCCAGUCGUCGAUAAAUUCCGUUAGUGGCAACAAGUGGAAAAUGUGUUUGUGAUCUCCAACGCAGAAAAAUAAAAAUUGCAUUUUAAGUGAAAAUAAAGAAAUGUUAUGAGCAUUGCAGUUUUCAGUACGUUUACACCGCACGGGUCACCUAUAUAAAAAGGGCAUUGCUCCUUGCGUGCUUUCCAAGAAUUUUCAGCAAGUUGCAUCAAAACAAUCGAUAUCAUCACUACUGUGACCCAUAAAAAGUAAACAAAAACUAAAAGUCAGCUGUUACAAAAAAAUGUACCACUGAAAACACAACUUAAGCAAACACACAUUAAAUUAUUCAAAAAUACUAAAGACCCUUUAACAUAUAAAAUAAAAGUGAAAUUAUUGUCGACACAUGGAUGACGAGUUGGAGGAUAAAGUCUUUUACCAAGCAUACGUUUCCCACAUGAAGAUUCUAUCGAAAUUCGCUGUGGGCUUUUCGUCCAUCAAUUCGCCACUGGCGUACAUAUGGAAAUUAUGUCGCCUCUAUCUACUACGACCCGAAGUGAUAUUUUUCGGUGUGAUUCUUUUCAUAUUUUUAAUUUACUUACAAGCUGUUGAUGCCUGGAGUCGUGGCCUAUUGGGACGUAUACAGACGACACUUGGACGUCAGAAGGGAAAUCGUCUGAAAUUGACGAGUGAGGCAAGCGGUCAUGGUGAUUAUCAAAGUUGGGAAGAGGUGCGUCAGCAAAGUGCCGUAUAUGCGUUACUCGGACGACGGCCACGCAUGGAAGACAGAUACAUCAUCGAAGAGAAUAUCAAUAAUAACACGGGCAUCUCAUUUUUUGCCAUCUUCGACGGUCAUGGCGGUGAAUUUGCGGUGGAUUUUGCCAAAGAUAUUCUAGUGAAGAAUAUUUACAAUAAAAUUAUCGCAACAACAAAGCUGCUGGGCAAUCAACAACACCUGUCCGAAAGCAAUAAAAAUGCCGCACUCGAUGCUGAUUACGCGGAAUAUGACGCGAGUCCAUACCUGAAGCGGCGUGCAAGUCGUAAAGAUGAGAGCAAUAAGGAGAAUAAUGAGCCGUCAGUGCGGCGACGAGACAGUCUGCGUAAGGCACACAGUACCGCAGAUGAUUGCAAGACACCAUCGAGUGGCAAACAGCAAAAGGACACCGAUGUUUUCACAUCCAAACUGAACUCUUUAAUGCGCAGCAGCAAUGCGGCUAAGGAUGCUCUAUUCGGUGGCGGCAAGGAUGCCGGUAGCGACGGUGGUAAAUCAAAUGGACCACCACAGAAUUUCGACGCCAAAUGUUACAUUGAAAAUGGCAAAGUUAAUUAUGGUAAAUUGAUCACAGACGAAGUCUUGGCCGCAGACUAUAAACUGGUUGAGGCAGCAAAAAAGCAGACCAACAUUGCCGGCACCACAGCACUGAUCGCCGUCAUCGAGGGCAGCAAAUUGACCGUUGCGAACGUUGGCGAUUCGCGUGGCGUUAUGUGCGACUCACGUGGCAUAGCGAUACCGCUGUCAUUCGAUCACAAACCGCAGCAGGUGCGUGAGCGCAAGCGUAUACACGAUGCUGGCGGCUUCAUCGCAUUUCGCGGCGUUUGGCGUGUGGCCGGCAUAUUGGCGACAUCUCGUGCGCUUGGCGAUUAUCCCUUGAAGGACAAAAAUCUAGUCAUAGCCAAUCCGGAUAUAUUAACCUUCGACCUGAAUGACCACAAACCCACAUUUCUGAUACUCGCAACGGAUGGCCUGUGGGACACCUUCAACAAUGAGGAGGCCUGCACUUUUGUCAAAAAGCAUCUGCACGAGGCGGAUUUUGGCGCCAAAGCGUUAACGAUGGAAUCAUAUCAACGUGGUUCCGUGGACAACAUCACCGUGCUGUUGGUGGUCUUUCGCAAUGGCAACUAUCGCAUCAGUUCAGCUACAACAACGAGCGCCACUGCAACGAAGAACCAUAAUGCAGCUGCAGCUGCUGCUGCAGGCGCGGUGUCAGCGUCAGCGUCUGUUAAAUUUCCCGUAACAAAUAAUGCAGCGAAAUUUCCCGUGACAAAUUUAAUUCGUUCGAAUAGUGGCGUUACUGCGAAGUAAAUCUGCUGAAUUACACUCACACACGCACACAAAUCGAAUUGUGUAUGUAUGUAUGUAUAUUGCAUCAUCAUCAGCAUAAGCAUUGAGUUGAGUACGCCGACAAAUGAAAUGAGCUGCAGCGUUAGUGGAAUUAGGCAAACGAAAGCGGAGAGUGGGAGAAAAUAUGUAUUUUUAAAUUAUUUAAGUGCCCUGUUACUAGUUAUUAAGCAAUUUCGUUCUAAACCAAAACAUAUACGAAUGUGUAAUAUGUUUACACAUACACACACACACGCAUAUAUUAUACAUAUAUAAAAAGCAAACUCGCGAAUGCUAUAUUAAUGCAUAUUCAUCUAUGUAUGUAUGGAUGUGGGUAUUAAUUAAUAAUACCACCUUUUUUAUGCAACCUCCUGCGUAGCAACGUAAUAAUCUUACACUUGCAACAAUAUUUUAUUUGUAACAACAACAGCAACAACAACGCUAGCUACUACUUAAACUCGUUGCAACACUGCUUACUCUUUUCGUAUUUAUUCGGUUUUCAAGAAAAUGCCUUGCAAAUUAUGAGUAUGUGCAUAAGAAUCCCCCUGAUAAUUUAAUUAUAUAAAUUACGAACUAUAUUUAGGAAUUUUUAAAAUUAGUCAAUACACGAAUGUUUAACGAAAAUAUAAUAAAAUUUAAAUGAAAACAUUAAA
Molecule: messenger RNA, 2785 nt
Organism: Zeugodacus cucurbitae (melon fly)
Lineage: Eukaryota; Metazoa; Arthropoda; Insecta; Diptera; Tephritidae
Product: protein phosphatase 1L
Exons: 7
Coding region: 441-2117 (558 amino acids)
Biological process (GO): protein dephosphorylation
Molecular function (GO): cation binding; protein serine/threonine phosphatase activity
Source: RefSeq, a predicted model, not a curated record